GAGAGAGAGAGAGAGAGAUGUCAAAGUCGAAGUCGAAGAAGGAGUUGAUGGCGUCAGCGCCGUGGAGGGUUGCGGAGGAAGAGGAGUUCGCGGACGCGAAGAUGAAGGUGACGCGGCAGCAGGCGGGGGCGGAGUCCACCAUGCACGUCCCUAGCAAGAAAAGCAAGCGCCGUGCUCAGGAAUCAGACGCCGACGACUCUCUCACUGAGAUCGACGCCGAGCUCCGUUACAGCUUCCACCGUAACUAUCAGUUUCUUCAACGAGUUUUUAGCGUUGAUACUAUCGUGAAACCUCUUCCACCGAUGAUGGCUUACAAUGUCUCCCGCAACUUGAACUUCUUCACUCGCAUUUUCACCCAGUUUUUUGAUCCGGAGGGCGUUGCAAAUGUCCAGAAGUCACUCGGUAUAGGACAAGAGGAAAAAGCGCGUCGUGUGCGGUGAUCUAGAAUGGUGUAAACAUUCAAUUCUUGUUUUAACUUCCCUUAGUUUUGGUUGUUCUGUACUUGAUAGUGCAUUGUCGCAUCAUGAUCAGAAAUUGAAUCGUGGAAUUUACGUGGCAAAUUUAUUCUACACUUGUUAUCUA
Molecule: messenger RNA, 582 nt
Organism: Argentina anserina (silverweed cinquefoil)
Lineage: Eukaryota; Viridiplantae; Streptophyta; Magnoliopsida; Rosales; Rosaceae
Exons: 3
Coding region: 18-440 (140 amino acids)
Cellular component (GO): chloroplast envelope
Source: RefSeq, a predicted model, not a curated record